Molecule: messenger RNA, 4679 nt
Organism: Carassius carassius (crucian carp)
Lineage: Eukaryota; Metazoa; Chordata; Actinopteri; Cypriniformes; Cyprinidae
Exons: 8
Coding region: 272-4468 (1398 amino acids)
Biological process (GO): cell differentiation
Source: RefSeq, a predicted model, not a curated record
UGUUACUUUGAAAUAGUUGGGUGGAAUACACGUGUGAACUGCAGUUCCUCUCUGCACUGCUCUGAAUGGUGAACUGGAGACAGGACAAGAGGGGGAGGACUGACCAGCAUGGAGCUCCACUCACCCAAAAAGAGCUGAAUAAACAGUACAACACAGCACUGCAGCAAAGACAAGAGCCACACUGUGAAACACAGACAAAAGGACGCAAGAAAGGCAGGUGUUUCGAGUGGAAUACAAGAGCAGUCAGAGAUCAGUGGUCAUUGGUCUCAGGAUGUCCAGGAGCAGCUCUGCAGGGGAUCUGGUGCCCAAAGACAUUACUGAGAUCUUAGCCCUGCAGCAGGCCAGUAAGAAGAAACAGGGUUCAUCCUUGGGCCGGGCUUUCAGCUGGUUGAAGGGCAGCAAACGCAAGAGGAGUCUCAGUAAUGGGCAUAGCAGGUCAGGAGGUCCAUGUGGACGUUCUGGAGAGAGCACUACAGCCAAACAGAUUCAUGCCAGUGGUGACUCAAAAGCAGGCCAAAAGCAGAAUGAGCAAGGAAAGCUGACUGUACACUACACAGCCUCCCAGCACUACCAGGAGAAUGUGUUCAUAGAGGGAAGCAGGCCACAGUACCUGGAAGACCUGCAUUCUGAGGCCCAGGAGGGACUGAAGAUACUACAGCAGGAGGAGAACAAAAAUGGAGUGGACUUUCAGGAUGACCCGACUGUGUCAGAGGAAAAUAAAAGCUCAAACGAAAGCGAUGAAUCUCUUGAGACUGAUAGUACUGCGGGACAUUCCGUCAUUUCAGUGUCAACUGUCUCAGCAGUCUCCUCACGUCCAGUACUUACAUGUCAAGGCUCCACAUUUAAGCCCUUGAACCCAGUUAAACGACUGGACAAGACCAAAAGGGGAAGUAGAAGAACAACUAUAAUGGGGAUACCACAACAAGUCCAAAGAGAACUGGAAAUGACAAGAGGAACUAUACUCCAGCAGCGUCCAAAUGGAGAACAUGAUGGUGAAGUUGAUUCCUGUGGCAGAGUUGUCCUCCCAACAAUUGAUGGAGAGCACCCCUCAGUAAAUCACAAAGGAGCUCGUGUACACCUGCAGAACAUUGAAGUUUUUCAUACAUCAAGAGAUGAGGAGCUUCUAAUAAACCACAUCCAUUCUGUCUACCAAGAUGAGUUAAACCGAAAGCUUGGGAUAGGAGCGUGCCCUACACAGAGACCAAGGUCACUUGCUGUGCCAGGGAUGACCACUUACUCUUUCCUGCAUGAGCCUCGAGGUCCCGUUAUGUCCAUUUCACCACAGGCAACUUAUUUAUCUAAGAUUAUUCCAAACGCAGUUCUGCCUGCUGCAAUAGACAUAAUUGAAAUUAAUCAUGAUCACAGCCAGUGCAGUACAAAUACAGUUAGCAAGAGUAGUUUAGCAUCAGCUAGUCCAGCUUCUUUACGAUCUGGAGGUGGCACAAAUCAAGAUCCAACUACCCCUAGCCCAAGCAGGAGCCAUUCACAAUCAUCUGAGACUACUGUCUCCAACUCCUCCACAAUCUCUUCAAAAGCAAAGUGUCUACCAACAUUUGAUGCCGACAUCACCAAAGAAAUUUCAGAUUUAAUCCCAAAAGACAUAAAUGUUACAAGCUCAAGUAGUUGUAAAAGCUUUAACAGUAACAGUACAAAUCACAGACUGGACCACAGUGAGAUCGGCGAAGCAGGGGUAAAUGUCAGAAACAGCCAUUCAUUCUAUCGUAAUCUCUCUGUAAUGAAGACAAAAUUACCCCCAGCACCACCUCAGAGAACCUAUUCCUUGCAUCAUGAAAAACUUAAGUGGAGAUCAAGGGAACUGGUAGACAUAAAAGAUCUCAAACAUAUGUCACCAAAUGAUGGGCAAACUGGUAGAGAUCUUAGCAGUGCAAAAGACCAUCAGUCAAUCAGUAAUGAGCAGAGUUCUGCCCAUUCUUCAGUGCUCAACUCAUUAAGAGACUUCCAGUCAGGUAACUCAUCCCCACAGAAAACUGGAGAAGAAUCUGGUGAAAACAAAUUCGAUAGAACUUUGUCUCCCUCGAGUGGAUACUCAAGCCAAAGUGGGACACCUACGCAUUCCCCUAAAGAGGUCAGUCCCUCCUCACCUGGAAAGAGAAGAGUAAAGACUUCACAGCCUGAGAGAACAAGUGUACAGAGCUCGCCGGUGGUUUCAGUCUCUUCAUCAAUGACAUCUCUAUCUUCAGUCACAUCAGACACGGCACAUCAUGACAUUCAAACCAACACCACCCCAUCAGAGCCAUUAAAGUGCUCCCCACCUGUUACAACAGUGAAAAACAAGGUGACACCAACACACCCAACUAUUGCCAUUAGGGAACUGUUCAACGUUCCCCCUCCACCCAAGGUAAAAGCCCCAUCUCACCCACCCCCUGAAACCUGGAUUCACAAUAAACGCACACUUGAACUAUUAUGUGGCCCAGAUCCAAAUCACCAUAGGUUACAUCAGCUUCAAAAACAGCAAAAAGGGUCAUUAACAGGUAAAAAACAAAACACAAAUUCAAUACACAUCACUGAACAAAUUAUACCAAAGAUACAGACAACAGGAAAAGUACAGUCAGGGACCCAACUGGAGAACAAAGAAGCUGUAAAAGAACGAAAUGAGUCCAUGUCACCACAAGUGUGUGAACAAAUGCUAGUAGACCCUCCAGAUUUGAGGCAAAACAAAAGCUCAACAUUACACAAUGAAUUAAAUGAACUAGAAAGUACAAAAUUCCUUAAGGAGGUCAACCAGAACAUUCAUACACAAGAUCAGAGAACUGUAGAGGAUCAAAAGGAAAAAGGAAGCCAAAAACUCCCUACAAAGAAGGUACCAACUAUCAAAGUUGAUCAAAGUAUGCUGGCACAAACAAACUGUGAAGUCAAACCAGAUCCUGAAAUUGUGAACACAGCAUGCAGCCUAAAGAAUGAUCAAACCAGUGAGAACAAAGGAAACUGCAUUAAGGACAUUCUCAAUCACAAACAAUUGCAAACUCUCUGUAUAGAAGUACCUGAGGCCAAUGGCAUUUCUCCUCCUCCUUCUCCACCUCCAGAACACCACCCUCCACCACCACCAACUAAAAAGAUGUCAGGCUCCUCAGUAUCUAUACCACCAUCUGAUGAAGAUGAACAGAAACAAGAAACAGAGGAACAGGUGACUCUCCUGGAGUCUACUUGGCCUCCACCACCUCCACCAGAGGAAGAGUCAACUGACUUGAUGUUUGAGGAACAAGAUGAACUUAACUUCCCACCACCACCUCCCUCGUUUAUCCACGAGCCCCUUUCAGAGAUAUCCAUCAAUUGCCAUGACGAAUCAUGUGAACAGUCUGACAAUAUAGAACUGAGGUCAUCUAAUGCCUCUGAUAUGGCCAGCAGUUCAGACCAAGAUUCCGAAAUACAUGCCAUUCUGCCAACAGUAACUGUACAAAAUGAUUUGGAGGACAGGCAACAAGAUAAGCCUUGUAACAACAUGUCACACUUCUCUGUGGACAAAGAUGGCAUGGAAAACACAACUGUAGCCCCUCCUAGAAUGUCCUCUCUUUUACCAGAUGAACUUGUACAAGGGAAGGAAAUGGCAGUACAUGAUUCAUCAGAGCAAACAUCACUUGACACUGAAGCAGAUUCCACUAACGUGCUACUUGCAACUCCUCUUCCAGUGGAAGACCAAUCCACUGUUAACUUCCGAAGGCACCAGUGCCUCAUAAACAAAGACAACCGGAGCAAAGAACUGCUGUGUCAUCACAAAAGCACACCUAUUCCAAAGGAGGAUGCCAACAUUCCCCUCGUCACACCUUACUUACUUCAGAUGGUGCGACUAAGAUCUGUAAUUGUAGAUGAAGAUCAAGCUAAAAAUGAUAGCAAACCAAGUGUUGAGUCCACAACAACUGAGGAUCACAGUAUUACUAGUCAAGCAACUCCACAAAAGCCUAUUCGCAAAUCCUUGACCUUGAAGUCUAACUCACCUGCUAAGUCAACUCCUGCUCCAACCACAGUCCCAUCCAUGUGUCUUCAAGAGGCCAUACGUAUGAAGACAGCUGCAAUGUCCUCUAGUGGAGUACCUGCAAUGCUUAACCUACGCUUAACCUCAACUAGUGAUACUGGUCCACCUGUGCCAUCCCCUAAAUCACCAGAUGGCUGUGACUUGCAUAUGUCCCCUGCAUCUACAGCCAGCUUUAUCUUCUCCAAAAGCACAAAGAAAGUUGUCAUUGAAACACCCACUUCUCCAGAGGUCCAAGCAAGCCUCAGACAAAGUCUUGCAGCUGAGAUAAUACAGAUUUCCGACCAAGCCAAGACAAAUGGGACAAAAAAGCCAAUUAAGGUGCCGCCACCUGUUGCUAAGAAACCAGUGCAUGGAACAAAUACUCCCAACUGGACGGAUAAUGCAACACUGGAUAAGACUGGGAUCUUGACAAAUAAACAAAUAAUGAAGGUCGAAGUUAAUGGGCAAAAUGAUCAAGUGCAUCCUGCUGGUCAGUAAGCACAAUCAUCAGGAAACCAAAAGCAAGCAAGAAGUACAGAGACUGCAUGUUGAAGAGUCAGGACACAUGAGUCGAGUUUUGAUUGGACUGUUUAGUCACAGUAUGGCAAAGACAAGAGGACAAAGCAAGUGAUGAAAGCCCAAGAUGGAUCCUGUUCAAGGAUCCAUGGAUACUUAAAAAUACCAUGGAUACUUAAAAGCCUUAGCCUAG